This is a messenger RNA of Misgurnus anguillicaudatus (oriental weatherfish), 1955 nucleotides long. Its product is annotated as phenylethanolamine N-methyltransferase. The record is from RefSeq and is a predicted model, not a curated record. Gene Ontology annotation, cellular component: cytosol. Gene Ontology annotation, molecular function: phenylethanolamine N-methyltransferase activity. Lineage: Eukaryota; Metazoa; Chordata; Actinopteri; Cypriniformes; Cobitidae.
UGGGACUGAGAUGGAGGGAGAAAUGUUGAAGACAGCGGCUGCUAUGAAGGCAUGUUACCAAGGCUUUGAUCCUGCAGCGUAUUUGCAAUAUAACUACACUCCACCCAGAGCAGACUUUGAGCGAAGAGACAGCAUUGUACCAUGGAAGCUCAGCUGUCUGCACAGAGCUCUUACUGAAGAUGAUAUUAGAGGGGAUGUUUUAGUGGAUGUGGGAUCUGGCCCCACUCUCUAUCAGGUCAUGAGUGGCUGUGAACGGUUUAAUCGUGUGAUUCUUUCUGACUUUCUGGAGGUCAAUAGAAGAGAGCUGCAAAGCUGGCUCCAAGAGGACAAGAGCAGCCUGGACUGGACCACAUACUUCAAAUAUGUGUGUCAACUGGAGGGACGAAGUUCAUCAGCUUGGACGGAGAAGGCUGCACGACUUCGCUCAGUUGUGUCUGAUGUGUUGCCCAUUGAUGUACACCAGUCCUGCCCAUUAUCCCAAGGGUCCUUGCCUUCAUAUGGAGCAGACUGUCUGGUGUCGGCAUUUUGUCUGGAAAGUGUAAGCCCUGACUUGCCUUCUUUCACUAGUGCCUUGAGCAACAUCUCCAGCCUGCUUAAGAGAGGGGGUUAUCUUCUGCUCAUUGGUGCCUUGGGAGAAAGCUUCUACAUGGGUGCACCAGGACUGUGCAUUCCUGUAGUCCCUCUUGAUGAAGCUCAAGUCUGUUUCAGCCUAAGGGCCAGUGGAUAUGAGCUCCUGCAGCUUUGUAUUUACCAUCUGCCAGCAGAUAUGAAAGUGGGAGUAGAUGAUGUCACUGGUGUAUUCUUUGCAAAAGCAAAGAAGGCAUAAGAGAUAAAAUUGAAUGUGGACACUCUUUAUCAGUUAGAGUCUCCAUCAGAUUUUGGAUUUUCUAUUGUGCAACAAAAUGUAUUUGUCUAACGUUUAGAAAUAAAAUAAAGCUGAUCAGUUGACAAAUUUUGCUGAAUGCGCAAUGCUUGUUGAAAUUACUGACAUUUACUCACAUUCCACUUUCUAUUUCAUCUAUUUUAUUUUUUAAGCAUUUUAAUUAAUUAUGGUAUGUCUUGUAUAAAAAGCAUUUUUUUUAUUGAAUAGACAAGAAAUUGUUGGAAUGGGCCAAACGUUUAUGUCACUUUAUGAAAAUCUUUUGCAUAGCUUGAUUUGUAUGGAUUAAAUCUGACAGGUAAUCAACAUUCUCAUAAAUAAUUUGUUGAUUACUGUAUUCAAAUUUUAUUGGUAUAUUUUUUAUGCGAUAAGGUCAAAAGCAAGAUGUUAUGUAUAAAGGGGGUCGCACACCGGACGCGCAGCUCAGCGCUGCACCGUUCUAAACAAAUCUAACUGUAUCUAUUUUAUAGUAAUUAUUUUUGAGAGACUUUUAUUUAAUGAGCAAAUCGUUUUUUUUGUGCAAGUGGCGAGAGUGCAUGAAGAAGAAGAGCAUGGCACAGAAAGUAAAAAAAGUUAGCACACAGAAGUGAGUGUUGUGUCAUAUCUGAGAAGCUUGUUGGAUAAAGUCCCAGCUAACAGGAAUGUUUUCAGAACAUUGGCUAACAUUCCCUAAAAGUUGUGUUAACAUUUUUAUGAAAAACAUUUAUAUGUGAUGUUCAAGUAAUGUUUUAAAAAUGUUUUUUUUUAAGAAAAAUAAUGUUCCUACAUUGUUAAACAUACACUUGGAAAAAACAUUUUGAUACAAACAUUGAAAAAUGUUUUUUGGAUGUUGUUUAUGUAAUGUUCUCUUUAUUUUACACAUUUCCUUUUUUGUGGCUGCUUUUGAAAAUUUUAUGUGAAAUUCGAUACGAUCUCAUAACUUUGCUUUAAAAGCUGAUUAUGUAUGAGAGUCACAUGCAGCUUAUUAAUGCCUUUCUAUCACAAAGUUUCAUAAUCUAUCUUUCGAUAGUCAUAUCGCCAACGUCUGCCGCAAGAGUGCUUACUCGAUCUAAAAAGUAUGACCACAUCAGUCCAA